Molecule: messenger RNA, 1032 nt
Organism: Rubroshorea leprosula
Lineage: Eukaryota; Viridiplantae; Streptophyta; Magnoliopsida; Malvales; Dipterocarpaceae
Source: the annotation of a GenBank genome assembly
AGGGACACCACUUCAUGCUGCAGCCAAGGAAAGGAAGAGAGAGGCAGUCAAGUUCCUGGUAGAGAAUGGGGCAUUCUUGCCCGAUGACAUCAAUGACUGCAGAUUUAAUCCACCACUCCAUUACUGCCCUGGUCUUGAGUGGGCGUAUGAGGAGAUGAAGCGUCUUCAAAGGGGUUAACACAUGAUCAGGCGAGGCAUCUUAUAGCUCUGAAAGUUGAUGGGUUUUUAUCGGCAUGGUUGUCACUCUUCUUGCAUGUGGGUGUUUGUCAUGUUAUCAGUUGAUAAUUGGCUUAAAUACGAGCAUGAUGCACUGUCAAUGCUAGUGGGUCUGAAAGUGUCUGUUCUAUUGGUUCAGUUACCUCUUCUUGUCUGGAUGUUCUUGUGUGUGUACCAACAUAGUUCUCUGCUUGCACCUCUUCUUGGAUGUGUUGCCUUGUGAUUCCUAGCUCUUCCAUGAAUGUUUUGACCUGCUUCACUUCCAUAUACUCAUAAAAUCGAAUCCCUGCCUUCCUGGAACCUUUUCAUUGCAAUGCAACGUUAUGUUUCAUUUUUCUUUUGUUUUCUUUUCCUCUUUUUCUUGAACAAGCCGAAAUUAAAGCAAAAAAUAAAAUAUAGAAAGCUUCUUCCCGUUCAUUCCUUCCUUUUUUUCUUUUUCUUUUUUUUUUUUUUUUCUCUUUUGGUAAGCAAACAAAAGAAUUGCCUCCUCUCCCACUCUUUUUGCUAAAAUCAAACACCUCUGCGCCCGAGGCUCAGUAAAGCACACACAAAGAUGGGCAACAAACCAAAGAGUCAAGGACGUUCGAAAACAUGGUCUAGUCAUCUUCCAGAUUUGCCCACGAAAAGCUAAGACCAUCUUCAUACAUGUUGUGUCUUGAAAGAUAAUAGUAGUUAAGAUGAGGCAGGAGAGCGGUGUCUCGGGAAGAAGGUGCUGGAUUUUAGGAGUAUUGAGCUGGAUCUAAGACCACUGGACUUGAGCAAGCUAGAACUGUUAUUCUUGAUUUUGAUGAUUUAAAAUCAAAUAUAAAUUGGAAA